Messenger RNA from Salmo salar (Atlantic salmon), 931 nucleotides. RefSeq names its product beta-galactoside-binding lectin. The record is from RefSeq and is a predicted model, not a curated record. Gene Ontology annotation, molecular function: galactoside binding; carbohydrate binding; laminin binding. NCBI's taxonomy places the organism in Eukaryota, Metazoa, Chordata, Actinopteri, Salmoniformes, Salmonidae.
GGCUAGUGCACUUGACCAUAUAAGCCUGCCUGCUUGGUUCUACUGCACUCCGAUGCCAGCUAAGCAUUCUUCCAGCUGUGAACAUUUGCGGUUUGUGCAGUCAAGAUGAGUGGUGUUGUGGUAAAGAACAUGUCCUUCAAGCUGGGCCAGACCCUGACCAUCACAGGGAUCCCUAACUCUGAAGCAACACAUUUUGUCAUCAAUGUGGGCAACAGCGAGGAUGACCUCGCCUUGCACAUGAACCCUCGCUUCGACGCCCACGGAGACACCCGGGCCGUGGUGUGUAACUCCUACCAUGGAGGCAAGUGGUGUGAGGAGCACAGAGAGGGAGGAUUCCCCUUCAACCAGGGAGAGGAGUUUAAGAUAAAUAUCACCUUCACCAAGGAGCAGUUCCUAGUUUCGCUUCCCGACGGCUCUGAGAUCCACUUCCCCAAUCGCCAAGGAGACGAGAAGUAUAAAUACAUGCACUUCGAGGGCGACGUCAGGAUCAAGGGCGUCGAGAUCAAGUAGACCAGUCAGAGUGGAGAAGAAUCCUCCAUAAGGCACUCAAUUGGAUCUUUAGCUUUCUUGUCUGGCUGCUCAUUGGCUUUCCAGAGGUCCACACACACACACACACACAAGCCUUAUUCUUUUUUACACACUCACCAUAGUCUGACUUAAGUUAGUUUUAAUGCUGCCAUUCCUAACCAAUGCAUGGAGCCACUAACAAGUGAAACCUACAAGUAAAAUAUGUAUUUUACAAUGGCAGCCCAUUACAAGCUUGGAAGUGUUGAAAUGUGAAAAGUUCCCUGGUAGUUAAAUUAAUAUCAAUUGUUUUAUUGAAGAUAAAUGUGUCUUUCAUUAAUGUGGAACAAUCAUUCCAGAUCAUUCCAGAAGUGGUUUAAGAAAAGUGCAAAGUAUUUGUUCAUUAAAAUUCUUUUUUUUAACCAUU